Molecule: messenger RNA, 1478 nt
Organism: Dioscorea cayenensis subsp. rotundata (Guinea yam)
Lineage: Eukaryota; Viridiplantae; Streptophyta; Magnoliopsida; Dioscoreales; Dioscoreaceae
Product: probable LRR receptor-like serine/threonine-protein kinase At3g47570
Exons: 1
Coding region: 29-1426 (465 amino acids)
Biological process (GO): protein phosphorylation
Molecular function (GO): protein binding; protein kinase activity; ATP binding
Source: RefSeq, a predicted model, not a curated record
UCCAGAAAUUGGUAACUUGAAGAACCUUAUGUAUUUCUCUGUUUCUGAAAACAAACUAUCCGGCGAAAUCCCAGCUACACUUGGCCAAUGUGAGGUCAUGGAAAAUCUAUACUUGGGCAACAACAUUUUUGAAGGGACCAUCCCUCCAACUCUAAGCAACAUGAAAGGCCUUAAAGCACUGGACCUAUCACAGAAUAACUUGUCGGGGGUCGUUCCACCAUCAUUUGGCAAUCUAAGAGGCCUCGAAGAGAUGGAUCUUUCUCACAAUCUCUUGUCCGGGUCCAUCCCAGAGUCCUUGCAAUAUUUGAUCUCUUUGUUCGACUUGAACCUAUCCUAUAAUCAACUCCAAGGUGAUGUACCUAUAAAAGGUGUCUUUCAAAAUCUCACCGCAGUUUCACUCAUCGGAAACAAAGGGCUUUGCGGAGGCAUUUCACAACUUCACUUGCCUGCAUGCCCACAUAUGAAAGUAUAUAAACAUAGAAAAAGGUGGUAUCAUUGGCUAGAAUUUAUCAUCCCAAUUAGUGUUGUUAUGUUCCUAUUAGUUUUAUUUGCUCUUGCACACUGGAAAAAGAAAAGAAGGGAAACCUCUGUGGCAACAUCAUCAAAGGAUGAACAAUAUCCUAGAGUCACAUAUGCAGAAUUGUAUAAAGCAACAGGAGGCUUCUCUCCAGACAACUUGAUUGGGAGUGGGAGAUAUGGCUCUGUGUACAAAGGGAGCUUAGAUAAUGGCAAAACAAUGGUGGCAGUGAAGGUUUUCAAGCUUCAAGAACGAGGUGCUUCUAAGAGUUUCUUAUCUGAAUGUGAAACACUGAAAAGCAUCAGGCAUCGGAAUCUCAUAAAAAUCAUUACUUCAUGCUCCAGUGUUGAUCACCAAGGCAGAGAUUUCAAAGCUCUUAUUUUUGAAUACAUGCCUCAUGGAAAUCUGGAUAGAUGGUUACACCCUGAAGACGAUUUCCAUACUGACCAAGAGAAUCACUUAAGCCUAGUCCAAAGGCUAAAUAUAGCAAUUGGCAUUGCGGAUGCAAUGGAUUAUCUUCACCACAGCUGCAAGCCAUCGGUGGUUCAUUGUGAUCUGAAGACUAGUAAUGUCCUCCUUGACACUGACAUGAAUGCUCAUGUUGGUGACUUUGGGCUAGCAAAGUUCCUCUCUGAAGCUGUCAGCAAUUCUUCACAAAAUUCAACUAGUUCUAGUGCCAUUAAAGGAACUGUUGGUUAUGUGGCUCCAGGUAAUUCACUGAUUUGCUUUCAUAGUGCUAUAUUUAUAUAUAGAAUAAAGUACUGCAGCAUUGGUGAAUAUUUGUGGAUGCAGAAUAUGGAGCAGGAGGUCAGGUGUCCAUGUCUGGUGAUGUCUAUAGCUAUGGUAUUAUUCUUUUGGAAAUGUUUACUGGAAAGAGACCAACAAACGAUAUGUUCAAGGAUGGAAUGAGUCUUCGGAGGUUCGUAGAUGCAGAGACUACUUCUGAAGACAUCAUGGAGAU